AUGCUGUGAUGCGAGUGAUUAAGGAUGAGUGUUCUAUCACUAACGUUGCUCUAUUGGAGACUAUAGUGAACAAAUACUCAAUACAAGAUGCUGGAGACAUGAUAUUAGCUUAUCAGACACACUUGGAUGAAUUUUGCGAAAACAAAUUAACAAUGUUUUGUGAUCGUCAGCUUAAGAGAUUAUCCUCUUCUCUCCUCACUUGUGAGACGAUCAAGUUUGUUCUGAAAUGGAAUCCAAGUGAGCAUUCUCUCUCCAGUAUCAGAGCCCUCCUAUGGAAAACGUUCAAGGAUAAUCAAGUGGAGGUGGUAGUGAUCAAGGAAGGGAACUCCAUCAUUGUUACUUGUUAUGCUCCUCAUUAUCUGAUGGAGAGUUUACUAGUGACAGCUAGAGAUAACGUUGAUAUGCUAAAGGAGAUGGGAUUGAUUAGUUUAACUAUUGGUUACUAUACUGUGUAUGAUGAACAUGCAAUUGAUGAGGAGGUGAAGAGUCUAAUGAAGAAACUGGAGAUGUUAGAGAGUGAAAGAGAUGAUUUACUUGAGGAGAAUGCUAAAUUGAAGGGUACAUUAGACACAUUAGGUAUUUCAUAUGAAGGUAGAGAAGUUGAUGAAAGCAAUAUGUCAUCAAUACAAUCAUCAGAGUCUGAGAAGGAAGAGAGUAAAAAGAUGACAAAGGCAAUGCAAAUGGAAAUAGAUCAUUUACGAUCAUCUCUUCAAAGCAAAACAGGAAUAGAAGAAACGUUAAUUGGAGUAGAGAAAACAUUAGUUGAAAGAGAAAAGGAGAUAAAACAGUUACAGGAAAAGAUAUCAUUAAUGAAUAUACAACAACUGAAAGAAACUUCAAUUACUCUUAGAAAGGAUCAGUCUACACAAUAUAUGGAUCCACCAAAAGGACCAGUUUAUGUAGCUAUUAGAGACUGGGAGGCAUGGGAAAAUGGUCAGCUUUCAAUCAAGAAAGGAGAGAAACUUGAGAUCAAGACAGAGCUUACUGAUGGAUGGUGGCUAGCAAGAUCAUUAGAUACUGAUCAAGAGGGAACUGUUAAUAUUAAACAUAUUGAAAAAGAUGAAGAGAGUGAACUGUCAACGUGGGAAUCACUUGAACUAUUUCAUUAUGCAAUGACAGAAAAUGUUAACAUACCUAAAAUCAAGGAAAUUAAGAUGAAGAGCAGCUUUGAGAGAGCAAGUCUCUUUUUAUCAUUAAUCAAACAAGAUUCAGUUCUGCUAGAUCAACUUAGGAAAAAAGAACAUGGAAAAUCUAAAGGAUUGAGGUGGUAUGAUGAUGGGGUUCAACUGACCUCUCCAUCUUUAAUACAAUGUCAAGAAGUAGUUUCUCUAUUAACAUACAAACAUAAGACCAUUGUUAUCAGCGAAUCAUCUCCUGAUGUUUUGUAUAAUCUGUUGCCAACUUUAUUGCAAAAUGAAAAGCUGAAAUACUUAAGAAUACGAAACACUCAACUAACACAGGACUGCAUCUCAUCCUUAUGUAACUUACUGGCUAAUAAUAAAUCAUUGUUAGAAUUAGCUCUUACUAACUGUUCCAUUGAUGACAAAGCAGUUGCUGAUAUUACAAACGUACUACAAACACACAAUAACACACUUUUAGGAUUAUUCUUCCGUAUUAAUCCUGGUAUUACUUCAGUUAGUGCUCAGUCUCUUUCUGAACUAAUUAUCAACAAUUCAACAUUAACUAAAUUACAAGUAAGAGGCACUUCAAUAUCAUCUGAUGGAAUAUUACUAAUUCUUGAAUCGUUAACAAUUAAUAAGAAUAUAAAGCAGCUCCAUCUAGAUAUGAAACACAAAGACACAUGCACAGAUUACCAUGACUAUAAUAUUAUAAAAUAUAGAAGAAGUAGAGGUGUUCAUAAUCUUUUAUAA
This is a messenger RNA of Amphimedon queenslandica, 1871 nucleotides long. RefSeq lists its product as uncharacterized. Gene Ontology annotation, molecular function: protein binding. NCBI's taxonomy places the organism in Eukaryota, Metazoa, Porifera, Demospongiae, Haplosclerida, Niphatidae. The transcript is spliced from 8 exons. Bases 9 to 1871 code for a protein of 620 amino acids. The record is from RefSeq and is a predicted model, not a curated record.